Acomys russatus (golden spiny mouse) is the source of this 2272-nucleotide messenger RNA. It is a transcript of the gene Mep1b, whose product is annotated as meprin A subunit beta. Gene Ontology annotation, biological process: proteolysis. The coding region runs from base 79 to 2190 and encodes 703 amino acids. Lineage: Eukaryota; Metazoa; Chordata; Mammalia; Rodentia; Muridae. The record is from RefSeq and is a predicted model, not a curated record. Gene Ontology annotation, molecular function: zinc ion binding; protein binding; metalloendopeptidase activity. Gene Ontology annotation, cellular component: membrane. The transcript is spliced from 15 exons.
ACGUUAUGACGUUUAGCUUUUAAAAGUCAGCUCGGCCAUGACUGCUAUAGCUUGUGACUUUCAGCGGUGAGCCACAGUAUGGAUGCCUGGCACCAGUCCUUGUUUCUGGUUUUUGCCACAUUUCUCCUGGUUUCUGGCUUGCCAACUCCAGAAAAGUUUGUCAAAGAUAUAGAUGGGGGAAUUGAUCAAGACAUAUUUGAUAUCAAUGAAGAUUUGGGACUGGACCUUUUUGAGGGAGACAUCAAACUUGGGGCACAAGGGAAGAAUUCCAUCAUUGGAGAUGACUAUAGAUGGCCACAUACCAUUCCAUAUGUUCUAGAAGACAGCUUGGACAUGAAUGCUAAAGGAGUAAUCCUCAAUGCAUUUGAGCGCUAUCGCCUUAAAACGUGCAUUGACUUCAAACCUUGGUCUGGAGAAGCCAACUAUAUAUCAGUGUUCAAGGGCAGCGGGUGCUGGUCCUCAGUGGGAAACAUGCGUGCUGGGAAGCAAGAGUUGUCCAUCGGGGCAAACUGUGACAGAAUUGCGACAGUUCAACACGAGUUCCUCCAUGCUCUGGGAUUCUGGCAUGAGCAGUCACGCGCUGACCGGGAUGAUUAUGUCACUAUAGUUUGGAAUAGAAUUCAGUCAGGAAGAGAACACAAUUUCAACAUCUACAAUGACAGUGUGUCUGAUUCCCUGAAUGUCCCCUAUGACUACACCUCCGUAAUGCACUACAGUAAAACUGCUUUUCAGAAUGGAACAGAGCCUACCAUCGUCACGAGAAUCUCAGACUUUGAGGAUGUGAUUGGCCAACGGAUGGACUUCAGUGACUAUGACCUGUCAAAGCUGAACCAGCUGUACAACUGCUCUUCUUCCUUGAGUUUUAUGGACUCCUGUGAUUUUGAGCUGGAAAAUAUUUGUGGCAUGAUCCAAAGCGCAGGCGACAGUGCUGACUGGGAGCGGGUUUCCUGGGUUCUCGCGGGUCCUGAGAAGGAUCACUCCAACAUGGGCCAGUGCAGAGACUCAGGCUUCUUCAUGCAUUUUAACACGAGUAUUAGGAAUGAGGGUGACACGGCGAUGCUGGAGAGCAGGACUUUGUACCCCAAGAGAGGCUUUCAGUGCCUGGAGUUUUAUCUGUACAACAGCGGAAGUGCAAAUGACCUGCUGAAAGUCUACACCCGGGAGUACGAUGCGGGCAACCCGGAUGGUGUUUUAACCCUUCAGAGAGAGAUUAAAGAAAUACCCACUGGGAGCUGGCAACUUUACUACGUAACACUGCAAGUGACUAAGAAAUUUCGAGUGGCAUUUGAAGGACUCAGAGGCCCUGGUGCAUCGUCGGGUGGCCUGUCUCUCGAUGACAUCAACCUCUCAGAAACAAGGUGUCCUCACCAUAUCUGGCACAUACAGAAUUUCACACAGCUCCUUGGCAGCCAGAAUCCAGAUGCACACAGUCCUCCGUUUUAUUCUCCUAAAGGUUAUGCUUAUCAGAUUUACCUGAAUCUAAGCUCCUCGACAAAUGUAGGAAUUUAUUUCCACCUGAUCUCUGGCACCAAUGACGAUCAGUUACAGUGGCCAUGUCCUUGGCAGCAAGUCACAAUGACACUCUUGGAUCAAAAUCCCGACAUCCGACAGCGUAUGUCCAACCAGAGGAGCAUAACCACAGACCCGACGAUGAGGGACGAUAAUGGAAACUAUUUUUGGGACAGGCCUUCCAUUGUGGGAGAGGUGGCUCUUUUCCCUAAUGGAACUCAGUUUAAGAGAAACAGUGGUUAUGGAACCAGUGUCUUCAUAACCCACAAGAGGCUGAAGAGCAGAGAGUUCAUAAAAGGAGAUGAUGUUUACAUCCUACUGACAGUCGAAGACAUAUCUCACCUCAAUUCUACGUCACCUGUCCCAGACGCAGUCCCCACCUCUGUCCCUAAUGCCUGCUCAGAGGUUGAAUGUCAGAACGGCGGUAUCUGCAUUGUCCAUGACAACAGAGCUGAGUGCAGGUGUCCUGCAGGAGAAGACUGGUGGUACGUGGGCACAAGGUGUGAGGAGAGAGGGUCCACCCGAGACACCAUUGUCAUCGCUGUUUCUUCCACUGUCACGGUGUUUGCCGUGAUGUUAAUCAUCACUCUCGUCAGUGUCUACUGCACCCGGAGGAAAUACCGGAAGAAGGCUGGUUCAAAUACGGCAGCCAUGAGUCUAGAAAAUCAACAUGCUUUUUGAAUAUUAACCCCAGCCAGCCAGCCAGUGAAGUGGAAAGGCUCUUCGACAUGGAAGAAUAUUUCCCACAAGCUGCAUAACAUCC